AUGACGGAGACACAUCGUACGACGACGUUUCUCGAUUUGCUCCGACGCCAGAUGAGCGGUGCCGAUCGCACCAGGAGGAAGCGGACUCUGAAAGAACGGUUGAGAUUCAAAUGCAUCGGAUGCUGUGGGCCCACCUGGGGUCUCCGUCACCGUCUAACAAACAAUGCUUCUCUUCACAGUCCCAGCUCAAGAGAGGACGAAAUCGUUGAGCAAGGUGAAACUGAAACCCGAUUCGUUCAUGAAUCGGACUUUGGAUCGGGUUCGGGUAUGAAUCUCGCGACGGCGUUAGAGGCAGAGAGAUAUAACCGGGGAGAUCCGACGGAAGCGGCAGAAAUCAUGACGCCGACGAGAGUCUCGCUGAUGAGACUGCUGGAAGAGACGGCGGAGAGAGUCGGUGAUGACGGGAGAGAGACGGAGAUAUCAACGGCGUCUAUUGGGACGUUAACGGGCAAUGAUUCGGUGUGCUGCGUGUGUAUGGGAAGAAAGAAAGGCUCGGCGUUUAUCCCAUGUGGACACACUUUUUGCAGAGUGUGCUCCAGAGAGCUAUGGCUGAACCGAGGCUCGUGUCCUCUUUGCAACCGUCCGAUUAUCGAGAUCCUUGACAUAUUUUGA
Thlaspi arvense is the source of this 612-nucleotide messenger RNA. Lineage: Eukaryota; Viridiplantae; Streptophyta; Magnoliopsida; Brassicales; Brassicaceae. The record is from the annotation of a GenBank genome assembly.